This is a messenger RNA of Penaeus vannamei (Pacific white shrimp), 1061 nucleotides long. RefSeq lists its product as uncharacterized. The record is from RefSeq and is a predicted model, not a curated record. NCBI's taxonomy places the organism in Eukaryota, Metazoa, Arthropoda, Malacostraca, Decapoda, Penaeidae.
CUUCCACGCGCGCCUCGCUCCCCACGCUCGAAGGGGCUUCGCUCGGGGCUCCACCGUCGCGCAGGCAGGCGAAGGGUGCAAAGGGUAAUCGCUUCCUUCCUUGUGCCGCGUUUCGUGAAUCUGCUCCGCGUGUGAGGCGACCCGCGAGAACCUUCGUGGUCGCCGGAACCAUCGUCGGCGCCCGACGUCUCGACACACCGUCCGUCGGCUGCGCCCUCGGCCGUUCAGCCGUUUCCUGUAGUGUCCGUCCUUCGUCAGGCCGUUUCUUCCUUCUCCCGCGUCCACCUCGGUUCCCUCGCGGCCGCCGGACCACCAUGGCCGCCACCGGUUAUAUUCUGGGCGUCGUCGCGAUGACCGGGGGCAUAGCAGUGCUCGCGGGAGGCUCCGCCCUCGCAGCUCUCCUUUUCGAGGGCCGCGGCCGCUACGGACGCGGCCGCUACCAGUACCAGGAUUACGGAGGCUACGGCGGAGAGGAGAAGGACGAGGAAAAGAAAAAGAAGGAGGAGGAGAAAGAGAAAAAGAGACGGAAAAAGAUAGACAAGGAGCUGAAGCAGGGAAAGGGACCCGGAGGAUUCACCCUCAGACAUGACCGCUCGGUGCCCGACGGAGACGCGGGCGGCGACGCGUCGGCCACGGAAGGAGAGCUACUGCAGGGGCUCCGGCGGGAGGACGCGGCGUGGUGCGGCCUCAGGCUCCUGUGCGAGCUGGCGGCGACGGCGGAGGCGAGCGCGGAGAGACCCGCGAGGGGAGCUGGCCCUCCUCAACCUCAUCGGUCCCGUGGCAAAGCCCGGCGAGGGGCUCCUCCCUCCCAGCGGCGUCCUGGAGGCGUCCCAAGCAGCCGGAGGAAGCGGACUCCGGAAGGGCGCCUGCGCAGAAGCCUUCCCGUUGUGUCCUCUGGAGACGACGAGGGUCCUCAGCGCUGGCGCCGGACUCGUCCCCUGAGGAGUAUGUGUCUACAUACUCGCACGCACACACACACUGUACUGGAUAUACACAUACAUACACACGCCAUGUAAAGACGUCCUUAUGAUAUUACGGCUUGGGAAUGUGGAAUUCAGAGU